Trichomonas vaginalis G3 is the source of this 3879-nucleotide messenger RNA. Its product is annotated as armadillo (ARM) repeat-containing protein family. The record is from RefSeq and is a predicted model, not a curated record. The transcript has a single exon. Bases 1 to 3879 code for a protein of 1292 amino acids. Lineage: Eukaryota; Parabasalia; Trichomonadida; Trichomonadidae.
AUGAAUGAACUCAAAUCAAAAUUGAUUGAUGAAAUUCAUAGAUAUAGUAGCUACAAUGUUAAAGGUGAGAUCAAAAGACUUAUUACAUCGUUUAUAAACCAAUUAAAUCAAAAUCAAAUUCGAUUACCAAUUCAUCAACACGAUUCUCCUCUUUUCAAGAUCCUAAAUACGAUGUCAUCAGAUGCAAAUUUUCUGAAAACACAAGAAUCUUAUAUUACUCUUUUGUGCAAUUUAAUAUCAAAUGAUUUUUUCACUGGAAAAUGCAAGUCGAAUGCGCUAAUUGCCUUAGAAACAGCAUGCCUUCGCUCAUCACAAAAUAAUGGAUUGAAAAUAAUCCAGUUUUCUGCAACAAUCCUCCCAACUCUUGCAUUUGAUCCAGAUUGUGUAGCAGCAUUAUUUUCAAUUUCAUUAUCAAUGAUAUUACAUACCAUUCCAAUAGUUUCAACAACUGCAUUUGCAACAUCUCAACAAAUGGUAUCAAUAAUUUUCGAUUUAUACUAUAAUAAAGACAAUAAAAUACCCAACGAUGUAUUGAAAACAUUAAAUACACUCGUUCCAGCAGAAUUUACUCAUCCAAUGCUUAAAAUUUCAUUUUUAUUGUUAAAUGAUAUUUGUAAUCUCUUAGAAGGCCAAGAAUCGAAAUGGAUACGCGUUAAAGGUCUCUCUGAAGGCGUUUUAGUCUCAUUAUGGAAUAUUAUUAUUUCAUCCCAUUAUAAUUUCAUUAUUUCUGAAAAACCACUUCUCGAAUUAGUCGAAAGGUCAGUUCCAAUACCAAUCAAAUCAUUUUCAAAGCUUCCUCUUUACGUUUCUUUUAUGUCAAAAUAUUAUAAAGAAAAUCCAGAAAAAACCAUUGAAAUGUUCAACUAUUUCGAAUCCACAGUUGAUACAGACAAGAAUUAUCUCUAUUUCUUCAGAUCUGUCUUCUUAUCUUCGAAGAAUUAUUCAUCAGAUUUUACAAAAUCGAUUGACAACAAUAUUUCGAUGACAAACAGACUUCUUAACAAGUUACUGAUCAUUCCAUCAUCACAGAUAUCUCCUACAAUACUGAAUUUCUCAUUAAAUCAAACAAAAGAAAUGAAACAACAAAAUUUCGAAUUAAUUUCAUCAAUAGAAAUUGCUCUUUCUUUUAUUUUAUUUGGGAACCCAUAUUUCAUUAGUUAUAAUCGCAAAGAACUCAUGUUAUUCAUUGUUUAUUGUUUGAGAUACUCCAAUCUUGAUUUUGCUUUGUUUUGUUUCGAAGGAAUUGCGAAAUUUUUAAAUGUUUUGCACGAAAACAAGAAUGAAGAAGAAAGGCUCGAAUUAAUAAGAAUCAUUACGAAUUUCGUGGCUAAACAGAGAGUAUUAAGAGAGAAUGCAAUGCCUGCUGAAUGUUUAUCAUGUGAUUUAUUACAUACACAAAAGAAAGGAUUCUUUUUCAAACAAAAAAGAAUUUUGGGAUUCAAAAUGUUGAUUGCACUUUUUAACAAUAAAAUCAGCAUUUUCGAGAGAUGUUAUACAAGGUUGUUCUUCGCUUUGUCAUCAUUCCCUAGAAACAAGGAAAUGGAAAUAGAAACAACGAAGAAAAUCGAAACAAAAGAACUCAGAAAAAUUAUUUCUGUUUUGGGAAAAAAUGACAUGUUUUUCAUCGAUCUUUUACAAAAUAUUUUGAUACAAAACAACGAUAGAAUUGAACAAGUCUGGUCGAAUGAAAUUUUCGACAUUCCAAACCAAAAAUCUGUUAAAUAUUCUGACUCAAAAACAACAAUUGUUAUGUCAGAAAUGCCGCCAAGAUCCAUAUCUCCAAAACAAGGUAAAAACGAAGCAUUUUCUAAACAGAAAGGUAAGAAAAUACCAAAACCGCCGCCAUUGGAAAAUACAAAACAGUUUGAAGAAAUAAAAGUAAGAAAAGAAAGAAGAAAAAGUGACAGUAUUCAAAACGAUAGAGAAAACUUUUUACAAAGGAAAAGAAGUGAAUCAACAAAAACUGCUCCAACUAUGAGAUAUCAAAGAAGAAAAAGUGACGCGGCUAGUUCAUCUGUUUAUCCAGAAACAGAAAAUCAACAAUCUACAACUCACAAGACUGACAAUAUCAAAUCUGUUGUUAUAAACAUGAUUUUGAAAACAUUGGAAUCUUGUGACAACAAAAAUAGAUUGUUUACAAUCAAAACGGUUAUUUCGGUUUUGAUAUCCGAUAAUUUUAAUGAUUGUUCUGAAAUUUCGGAAUUAUUUAAACUGAUCAAUCGAAAGAUUUUGGCUCCACCGAUGCCGAGUGUUGAAGAAGAAGAAUUUUUGAUAAAAUUGUUUUUGCCGAAAUAUUGUCACGACAAAAAUUCAAUUAAUUCCUGUUUCGAAGGACUUUCUUUCGUCAUCAAAUCACUUCUUAAUUCCGUACCUGACAGAUUGCUUCCGCAAAUCAUUGAAUCUCUUUUCUUGUUCGUAGGACAGAGAAUUGACCAAAAUGUAUCUCUUAAAUCUUUCGAGCUUUUGUGGAUUUUGGCUCCAAGAGUCAAAAAGAAUGAAUCUUUGGUCAGUUCACUUGUAAGUCAAUGUUUUUAUUCUUUGGCUGAUGACAGAAAAGAAGUUGCUGAUAUAGCUGUUGAGAGCUGUUUCAGUUUAUUCAGUUCAAACGCUAAUGAAAUCAAUGAUGCAACAUUCGAAACAUUCAUGAACGGUUGUUUUAUUCCACUUUUAUCAUCUUCUUCUGAAUUUUCAAAUGCAGAAGUUUAUCAGAAAUUAUUUUGGAAUAUUUUGAAGUGCGUCAUUCAGUUUUAUGACAGAUUUACUAAUAUCAAAUCAUUUAAUGACGAAUUUUGGUUUUUACUAUUCGAAAAACAUUUGGAAUUCAUGAAAAAGUGUCAAAAAGGUGACAUCAGAGAGAAAUCAAUUGAUUUUUACAAGGAAUCUUUUAAUUUCCAAAAAUUUGACGAAGAAGUCUACAAAAACCUCCAAAAAACAUUCAAUGAAUUCGUCAAAACUGUUGCUGAUGAAGAAAUGAAUGAUAUUAACUUGAUGAAAACAAUUUGUGAUCAAUUUUGUCAGAUUUAUUCAUCAGCAAAAGUGACACAAACCGAAAUUUGGUUAUCAACGAUUUCUUUCAUUUGUCAGAGCAUUCCAAAUGAUUUUACUGACUUUUCUAUUCCUUCUUCUCUUUUCAAAUUAAUUUUGGAUGCAGUUAAUCCAGAAACCGUUUUGACAGUGUCACUUUUUGUUAAAGAAAUAAUUGUUAAUGCAAAAAGUGACAAAAUUAGAGAAAACGGUUUUGACAUAUUGAAAGAGAUCAUAGAGAAAACGAAUUGUGAGUUAAUCAUUACUUUAUCACAAGUUGUUAUUCCUGUAUUUGAAUUCGAACAAAGUUUCGAAAUCACGAAAAUUAUUUUUGAAAAAAUCUCUGCGAAAAACAAUUAUACUCAGAGUGAAGCUGAUAAUUUGUUUAAUAUUAUUAGCCACUUCAUGUAUUGUGACAAAGAAACAGUUCACCAGAAAAUCGUCGAUUUGUUUAGCUCAGUUUCUAACAGCAAAAAAGUGAAUUUUGUCAGAAUGUCAAAAGACGAUAAAGUAUUGAUGAAAUUAUGGUCGAUUUACUUCGAUCCUAAAGGAACUAAAUACGACAGGAAUAUGUUCGAUUUGUGCUUCACGAGUUUGUUUGAUAACUUGUUUAAUUUGGUCAGCAAUGACAUGAAAGAUGACCAAAGAUUGAUUGAUUUCUUAUCUUUCAUUGAGAAAGCAAAUGUUCCAAAGAUGAAAUUGGGAUUCAAGAAUGAUAGUACAACUUGGCAUCUGGUGAAUAUAUUAAGUUGGCUCUUCAAUCUCAUCGAUGAUGAGAGAAGUGAAGUUGCAAAGCUAUCUAAGGAAGUCAUUUCUCAUGUCACAGAUGACAUGGAUGGAAUUAUUAAGAAUUAA